This is a messenger RNA of Cyphellophora attinorum, 2895 nucleotides long. Its product is annotated as Glucan 1,3-beta-glucosidase. The transcript has a single exon. Bases 1 to 2895 code for a protein of 964 amino acids. NCBI's taxonomy places the organism in Eukaryota, Fungi, Ascomycota, Eurotiomycetes, Chaetothyriales, Cyphellophoraceae. The record is from RefSeq and is a predicted model, not a curated record.
AUGGCACAACUCGGACUUCUCGUUCUGCUUCUCUCGGUCUGCGCACCUUGGCUGGUCCAAAGCGCUCCUUCAAAUCACGAAUUUGAGAGUCGGCAAGCCUCAGCAUCUUCCUGGUGGCUAUCGCAAGUACAGCGCCAGGGCACCGUCGCAUACACUACGGACUCUCCUAUUCCGCCGUCCGAUGGCUACCGAGUGUUUCGCAAUGUCCACGACUUCGGCGCGACCGGAGAUGGCAACACAGACGAUUUCGAGGCCAUUACUCGGGCGAUGAUUGAUGGCAAUCGGUGUCUUGAUAAUUGCAACUCCUCAACCGUUCUGCCAGCGCUGGUCUACUUUCCUCCAGGCACGUAUCGGAUUUCCAAGCCUAUCGUCAUGCCGUACUAUACACAGAUGGUUGGCGACGCUGUGCAAAUUCCAACAAUCAAAGGUCUUUCGACGUUUGAGGGUAUCGCACUCAUUGACUCCAACCCGUACUACCCUGGCCAGCAGAAUCCUGAUGGUAGUGGCAUCAACUGGUAUCGUAAUCAGAACAACUUCUUUCGACAACUUCGCAAUUUCAAUAUCGAUUUGACUGACAUGCCUGAGGUCAACCCUGAUGGCGUCUCCGGUCCUGCUGGCUUGCACUGGCAAGUUGCUCAAGCCACAAGUCUGCAGAACCUCGUCUUCAACAUGAAGCCGAAGAGUGGUACCAACAAGCAGCAAGGCAUUUAUAUGGAGAACGGCAGUGGAGGCAUGAUGUCGGAUUUGACAUUCAACGGAGGUGCGAUCGGGAUGGCUGUUAGUAACCAGCAAUUCACGACACGCAACUUGACUUUUGUUGGCUGUCAGACUGCUAUUCAGCUUGGUUGGGACUGGCUGUGGACAUUCAAAUCAGUUUCAGUGACCGGCGCUGAUGUCGCGAUCGAUAUGAGCGCAUUGCAAAACGGGGUCAACCAGACAGUCGGGUCUGUUCUGCUGGUGGACAGCUUCAUCAGAAAUUCCGCCGCUGGCAUCAAGACUUCGCGCAACGCGACCAGCCUCCCAGACACGGCUGGCACACUUGUCGUGCAGAACGUUGACUUUUCUGGUACGACGAGCGCGAUCAUUGGUGUGAACGGCGACACCAUCCUUCCAGGCGGUUCAUCAAUUGGCAUGUGGAUUCAGGGUGAUGCUUACGUUGCAGCCGAAGAGGGAAGUCCUGCUCUCGCUGCUGACAGUCCAAACUCAGCCGCUAAGCGGGCUCCUCAAGCAAACACACCGAUGGACGGAUGCGUCGAAUCUACCUCCAACUACUUCCCCAUUCCAGGCUCUGUGACAGAAUCUCCUACUUCUGCCGUCGGCGUUACUAACGCUGCUGUCGCCGCUGUAGCGACCUCGACCACGUGGACAACUGUAGUCGUCACACUCUUCACUGCCUCUGAUGGCUCUGUGGUCAGCACCGCGACAGGAAGCGACUCAACUGCCGGCGCCAGUCUGUCUCCUGCAGGCGUGUCAAGCGAGACAUUCACGAGCUUCCCGAGCUCCACGACUUCCACGAGCACCACGAACACCGUACCCACUUCGUCCCCCGAGCCAUCUGUCGAUAGCAGUGUUGGAGCGUCUUCCACCAGCUCAGCCUCAGCCUCCGCAAGCUCCACUGCAAAGCGAGUACCAGGAGCGUGCCAGAGUCCCGCCGCCGCUGCUCAGCCUACGACUCUCGCGCAAGUCUGGAACAAACCGUCGUUCUCCAGCUCGCUACUGAACUCCAACGGAGCACUGUUCGAACGAGCUAAGCCGCAAUAUCAGGAUGUUCCAGCAUCUUCGUUUAUCAGUGUCAAAUCUCAGGGUGCAAGAGGCGAUGGAAUUACUGACGACUCUGAUGCAAUCCAGAACGUCUUAAAUUCUGCUACCACAGGUCAGAUCGUCUACUUCGACCAUGGUGCUUACCUCGUCAAGAAAACAAUCAAUGUACCGAAAGAUAUCCGCAUUGUUGGCGAGAUCUGGCCUCUUAUCAUGGUUGAUGGCCCUUCAUUCAGUGAUGUCAACAGUCCUCAGCCAGUCUUCCGUGUUGGCCAGCCAGGCGAUGCGGGCUCGGUCGAAAUCACAGAUCUCAUGUUCGAGACUCGUGGUCCAGCUCCAGGCGCCAUCAUCAUGGAAUGGAAUGUUCAGGACCCUACUGGCCAACAAGGUGUCAACGGCAUGUGGGACGUCCACAUCCGCGUUGGUGGAUCUGCAGGCACACAACUCCAGACUGAUCAGUGCCGCGGAUCGACACCUGAUAGCAAGACCUUCAACUCAAACUGCUAUGGUGCUUUCCUCAUGAUGCACAUCACGCAAGAAGCUACCGCCUAUUUCGAGAACUGCUGGUUUUGGGUCGCUGACCACGAGCUGGACAAGCCUGGCGAAGACAAGCUCAAUAUCUACAACGGACGCGGUGUCUUGAUCGAAUCUCAAGGUCCAGUUUGGCUCUACGGCACUUCAUCUGAGCACCACGUCCUGUACAACUACCAAGUCAGCAAUGCUCGAGACAUCUUCAUGGGCUUCAUCCAGACAGAAACUGCAUACAUGCAGUCACUUCCAGAUGCACUUGGUAGUGGCUUCACCCCAAACCCAAGCUACUCUGAUCCAGACUUCUCGGACUGCACAACUGGCGCAUGCAAGAAGACUUGGGGACUGCGAGUCCUCGAUUCAUCGAACGUGUACAUGCUUGGAGGCGGACUGUACUCCUUCUUUGAGGAUUAUGAUCAAACCUGCUUGGGACCGGAAAGCUGCCAGGAGAACAUGAUCGACAUCCAGUGUUCGAACGAGGUGUACCUAUUUGGCCUGACGACCAAGGCGUCGGUCAACAUGGUGAACGUUAAUGGCCAGCCUGCAGCUAUUGGAGCUGAUCAUCGGAAUGGUUUCGGACAGACUCUUGCCAUGUUUCACCAAGCUUAG